Molecule: messenger RNA, 345 nt
Organism: Protopolystoma xenopodis
Lineage: Eukaryota; Metazoa; Platyhelminthes; Monogenea; Polystomatidea; Polystomatidae
Source: the annotation of a GenBank genome assembly
AUGCAAGCUCGGGAGAAAUGCCUAAAUGGCUGUGCAUGGAAAAAGAUGAUGAGCGAGAAACAUGAGUGCAAAAGCAGCCUCAUGACUAAAGGUCGUCAGACUGGAAGGCAACAAGGAUUCCGAAUAGUGGGCAAGCCGAGACAUCAGACUGGACAAGACGAAGCCGGGCACAAAAAGCAUAACUAUGACGACACUCGCAACAGGAGGGAUAACACAGUUUCAUAUCCGAAUCGCCUUUCUUCCAGCAUUUUCAGUCCCUUUAGAACUCCUCCCUUUUCUCCAUUUUACGCUGUGAUAAUUUAUAUAAAUACAGGAACUGUGCAGGAAAAAGUAGAGAUCCAAUAA